Messenger RNA from Drepanopeziza brunnea f. sp. 'multigermtubi' MB_m1, 1005 nucleotides. Its product is annotated as mitochondrial 37S ribosomal protein uS7m. Gene Ontology annotation, biological process: ribosomal small subunit assembly; translation. Gene Ontology annotation, cellular component: ribosome; mitochondrial small ribosomal subunit. Gene Ontology annotation, molecular function: mRNA binding; structural constituent of ribosome; rRNA binding. NCBI's taxonomy places the organism in Eukaryota, Fungi, Ascomycota, Leotiomycetes, Helotiales, Drepanopezizaceae. The record is from RefSeq and is a predicted model, not a curated record.
AUGCCUCCACGAUUGAACCUCCUCGGCCCAAGCCGAUCGCUUGUCUUCCGGUUGCGCCCAUCAAUUGCUCCACGCCAGCCACGCGUCUCCCCCGUCGUAUCGAGGAGGGCGUUCGCCGAUGAAAAGGAGAAGGAGCCUGCCACUGGCCCGAACCAAGAUGCCCUGGGACAUGUGAGCGAGGAGGCAGCGGAUUUAGGCAGAAUUACCGGAGAGACGACUCCAGAUUUGGGACAAGGGACGCCUGUGCAAGAGAUUCUCGAGCGCGACCAAGAGGGCAGAGAAAAGGCUCCUCAGGUCAUCAAGAAGGAGAUGGAGGAUACUGCCAAAGCCGCCGACGCCGCGGACACGACGUCUUUCGCGAACCUGCUCGCCCUGGGCCAGCUGCACAACAUCUCCAAUGGCGGCCACGCCUCGGACCCGGUCGACCUCGGGCACAAGUUUGGGGUGCCGGAGUUGCCGCUUCCGCGUGAUGGGAACUUCAAGUACCGGUAUGACCCUGUGGUGUCGCAGGUGACGACGCUGCUGAUGAGGCACGGCAAGCUGAGCGCUGCGCAGAGGAAUAUGUCCCUCAUCUUAAACCAGCUCCGCACCGCCCCCCCUCCGACUGUGAACCCGCUCCGCCCUCUCCUCCCCGGUACCGCGCCCGCCUCCCACCUCCCCCUAGACCCUAUCGGCUACCUGACCGCCGCGAUCGACUCUGUGGCCCCCCUGCUGCGCAUCCGCUCCCUCAAAGGCGCUGCGGGAGGAGGAGCUGCUCUGCAACUCCCCGUCCCGCUCGGUCUCCGACAACGGAGACGGCAGGCUGUGCAGUGGAUCCUUGACGCCGCCAACAAGAAGGAGUCGAAGGGUAGUGGGCGAGGGCAGUUUGCACAGCGGGUCGCGAAUGAGAUUAUUAGCGUGGUAGAGGGCAAGAGCAGUGUUUGGGACAAGCGAGGGCUGGUGCACAAAACGGGAACGUCGGCGCGAGUGAACCUGACGAAGAAGACUUAUCGACGACGGAUGUGA